Molecule: messenger RNA, 1599 nt
Organism: Lodderomyces theae
Lineage: Eukaryota; Fungi; Ascomycota; Pichiomycetes; Serinales; Debaryomycetaceae
Gene: MET1
Product: uroporphyrinogen-III C-methyltransferase
Exons: 1
Coding region: 1-1599 (532 amino acids)
Biological process (GO): siroheme biosynthetic process; sulfate assimilation
Molecular function (GO): uroporphyrin-III C-methyltransferase activity
Source: RefSeq, a predicted model, not a curated record
AUGACCAAUCUACUAGCUUCACUUGAUACUCGAGACGAAAGGGUAUUACUAUUCGGUUACUCCAGUGUAACCAACCUACGAAUCAACUCAAUCAUAGAAGCUCGUGCAUACCCCGUACUUGUCAUUCCUGAAGAUUUAGAUCUACCAUCGAGCCUAACACUACACGAAGCAAGCGGCAAGCUAACCAUUAUCAAAGAUGCAGAUUUUGCAUUUAAAAUUGAUCACUACUUAACCAAGUUGGGCCGGACAGAAGUGGAUUUUGUCGUAGAUAGAGUCUUUGUUACUCUUCCCCAGAUGGACCUACAGGAACAAAUCUUUCAACGUUGUAAACGAUUGAGGAUACCCAUCAACACAACUGACUCUCCACAGUUUAGCACAUUCACAUUAUUAUCAUCAUAUAACCAAGGUGAUUUCCAACUCGGAGUCACAACUAAUGGAAAAGGUUGCAAGUUAGCAUCAAGGUUGAAGAGAGAAAUUGUCAAUAAACUACCAGCUGAUAUUGACCUCAUCUGUGACAAGAUUGGCGAGUUACGCCGACAAAUCCGAAUUGAAGAUGAAGUAGGAUUUGAAAUUGGGGAUGAUGAUGACGACUCUGUCAACACACACAAGUUCAACUCAUUAGUCCACGAAUUCAACCAAACCCAAGAGGAAGUCAAGGGAAGAAGGAACAGAUGGCUUUCACAGAUUGUUGAAUACUACCCAUUAUCAAAAUUGGCCACCUUAUCCAUUGAGGAUUUGCGUUUUGCAUAUGACAAAUACAAGCGCGAUAACAACCAAGAAAUUGCCGUGCUGUUACCCCAAAAGGGCAAGAUCGCUCUCGUUGGAAGCGGACCUGGCUCCGUUGCAUUGUUGACUUUGGGUGCAAUACAAACCAUCCAUCAAGCAGAUUUGAUUUUAGCCGACAAGUUGGUGCCGCAAGAAGUGCUUGAUCUCAUACCGAAGAAUCAUGGACCGGAAUUGUUCAUUGCACGUAAAUUUCCAGGAAAUGCCGAACGUGCACAAGAGGAGCUUUUAACUAUGGGCCUUGAAGCACUUCAAAAGGGAAAGUUUGUGUUGCGAUUAAAACAAGGUGAUCCUUACAUUUUUGGCCGUGGUGGCGAGGAGUACAAUUACUUUGCUGAACAUGGAUUCGAACCCAUUGUUAUACCGGGUAUUUCUUCAGCGUUGGCAGCACCGGUGGUUGCAGGCAUACCAAUGACACAUAGAGACGUUGCUGACCAAGUAUUGAUUUGCACCGGCACUGGAAGGAAAGGGGCUGUUCCAAACUUGCCCUCCUUUGUGCCUAGUCGAACUACGAUUUUCCUCAUGGCAUUGCAUAGAAUCGUGGAGCUUGUUCCGGUGUUGGUGGAAGAAAAGGGAUGGCUUCCUGAGUUGCCAGUGGCAAUAAUCGAACGUGCAAGCUGUCCCGACCAACGAGUAAUUCGCACAACUUUGGCCAGACUUGGAGAGGCGGUAGAACUGUGUGGAUCAAGACCACCCGGACUAUUGGUCACCGGAUAUGCAUGCGAGGUGAUUCACAAAAACCCAAGCUUGAAAAGCUGGUUAAUCGCAGAGGGAUUUCAGUACGAUUUUGAUAAUUCAAAAAUAUCUGUAGUAUAG